Molecule: messenger RNA, 1626 nt
Organism: Carica papaya (papaya)
Lineage: Eukaryota; Viridiplantae; Streptophyta; Magnoliopsida; Brassicales; Caricaceae
Source: RefSeq, a predicted model, not a curated record
GGGAUUAAUUACUGAUUCGGGACUACUGGGCAUGUGGGUUGCUCUUAAUUGGAACCAUGGAUGUGUCGCCGUACUGUUUCUGGACUUUUGGGGAAGAAAUGAAGCUGAUUGGGAUUAUUUAGAAGUUAAUAGUUGAGUGUUUUUACCUCUGAUCUGUACUCGGCGGUGGGUUUCUUUUUCAGCCUUGUGCUUUCCUCUCACGUUCUUGAGAGGGGCUUAAUCUUUUUGGAUUCUUCUUCUUUUUUGGAUUUAGAGUACUGGAUUUGGAUCUUUUUAGUUAUCUGCGUUUGAUUAAUGGAAGCCAGAUUAGGAACUCAAGCUCACCAUUUUUAUGACAUGAGCUCCGCGGAUAUGCGGGGAGUAGGGAAAAGGAGACAUGAAUGGGAUUUGAAUGAAUGGAAAUGGGAUGGUGAUCUUUUUAUCGCUCGCCAGUUGAAUCCAGGUUCCCCUGAUGUCAUGGGCCAACAAUUUUUCCCGCUCGGUAGUGGGAUUUCUCUGCCGGGUAAUUUAUCAAAUAGCUCCUCAUCCUGCUCUGAUGAAGUUAAUGUGGGAUUUGAAAAAGGUAAAACUGAAUUGGAGAAGAGGAGGAGGGUUGUUACAGAGGAAGAAGACGCUUUGAACGAGGAAGUUGGUAAUCUUACUUUGAAGCUUGGUGGGCAUGGUUAUCCAAUUAGGGAACGGGGGGUAGGGAAUUGGGAGGGAACGAGUGGGAAAAAGACAAAACUGGGUGGAGCUGCUUCAAAUCGUGCAGUUUGUCAGGUGGAAGACUGUGGAACUGAUCUCAGUAAUUCCAAGGAUUAUCACAGACGGCAUAAGGUAUGUGAGAUGCAUUCAAAGGCCAGUAGAGCCCUUGUGGGAGGUCUUAUGCAGCGGUUCUGUCAGCAGUGUAGUAGAUUUCAUGUUCUUCAAGAAUUUGAUGAAGGAAAGAGAAGUUGCCGCAGACGGUUGGCUGGGCAUAAACGUAGGAGGAAAACAAAUCCUGAUGCUGGUGCAAAUGGGAAUCCUUUAAAAGAUGAUCAGACUAGUAGUUAUUUAUUGAUAAGUCUCUUAAGGAUACUUUCCAACAUGCAUUCCAAUAGGUCAGGCCAGAUCACUGAUCAGGAUCUGCUAACCCAUCUUCUAAGGAGCCUUGCUGGCAAUGCUGGUGAAAAUGGUGGAAGGAACAUAUCUGGGCUUCUGCAGGAACCUCAAGAUAUGCUAAAUGAUGUUACUUCUGUAGGGAAUUCAGAAGUGGUAUCAGCUCUUCUAUCCAAUGGACAGGCCCCUUCUAGGGCUUUCAAACAUAUUAUGGUACCUGUGUCUGAGAUUCCACGUCAAGGGCUACAUUCCCAUGAAGCUAGAGGUGCAGAACUUCGCAGUUCUGCUGGACUGGUUAAGAUAAACAAUUUUGAUUUAAAUGACAUAUAUAUUGACUCAGAUGAUGGCACUGAGGAAAUUGGGAGAUCGUCAGUUCCUACAAAUCUAGGGACUACCUCCGUUGAUACUCCUUGGAUGCAGCAAGACUCUCAUCAGUCAAGUCCACCGCAAACAAGUGGAAAUUCAGAUUCAGCAUCUGCACAAUCACCUUCUAGUUCUAGUGGGGAUACUCAGGUAUGUGUUUGUAGCAAGUAAUCUACAUGUGUUUUU